This is a messenger RNA of Salpingoeca rosetta, 807 nucleotides long. Its product is annotated as 14-3-3 family protein. The coding region runs from base 1 to 756 and encodes 251 amino acids. Gene Ontology annotation, cellular component: cytoplasm. The transcript is spliced from 8 exons. NCBI's taxonomy places the organism in Eukaryota, Choanoflagellata, Craspedida, Salpingoecidae. The record is from RefSeq and is a predicted model, not a curated record. Gene Ontology annotation, biological process: signal transduction.
AUGACGACCUUCACCACCGCAAUGCCACCGGCCAUGGCCAUGAGCCCGGUCAAGGAGCAACGGUUCAUGGCCCGCAUGGCCGAGCAGGCCGGCAGAUUCACCGACAUGGUUGAUGUGGUCCGCGACAUUGUGCUGGCCACGGAGGGCGAAAUCUCCUCUACAGACCGCCACCUCUUUGCCGCCGCAUACCGCCACCUCGUCGUUCCACGGCGUGCAUCCUGGAGAAUUCUGGCGAGCUCCCAGCCGGCGAAGCAGCUGCAGUCGAAGCAGGAGGAGUACCUCCGCAGCGUCGAGAAGGAGCUCGUGGACCUGUGCUGGGACGUCGUCGACGUCAUCAACAAGAUCAUGCCUCGUCUCCACACCAAGGAGGCCAAGCUCUUCUUCUACAAGAUGAAGGGCGAUUACUUCCGCUACCUGGCGGAGAUUGAUGCCUUUUGGGGACACACGGGCACGGUCAUGCCGGAUACAGUCAAAGCGGCCAAGUCCGCGUAUGAGAACGCGUACACGCUCGCCCACGAAUGCUGGGGACCCGCAGACCCAAACUACCUUGGCCUUGUACUGAACUAUGCUGUGUUUGAGAAGGAAAUUCUUGGCAACACGGGCCUUGCCUGCCGCAUGACCGAGGAGGCGUUUGAGUCCGCUCUGGAGGCACUGGACGGAUUGCGCAAUGCAGACCACCGCGACGUCUCUGCCAUUAUGCAAUUGCUUCGCGACAACCUCAUCAUGUGGCGCAAAGCACGCUUCGAUGGCCUGUGAUGGUCUGUGGGGCCGGUGCGACCAUGGUGUGGUGACCACGGCAGCGAUGAU